CCCACUUCCAAGCUGGGCUGCCAAAGGCUCCCCCCACCCAACUGCCUGUGAUUGGCUGCACACAGACCAUGAUGCCACAAUUGUAGUGAUGUCAGCAUGUGAUGUUGGGAGCCCCAGAAUUCCUCGGCCCAUGCAAGAGGUGGCUGGAAGGUCCUGCAGAAGGGAGAGAACAGAUUGUGCAUGGGAGCUGCCGUCUGCAUAUAGGGUAUAUCCAGCCCUAUGCCUAACCGGAGGCAGCUGCAAAGAGGCACGAUCAAGCUGGCAGAGCUGACAUGGUUGCCUGAGAAAGGAUGGAGACCUACGAGGACCACCUUUGGUGCCCCUACAAUUCCCAGAGCGGGGAGGACGAGGAUGAUGAUGAAGAGCCCUACCAUGACCCCCACCUGGCCAGGGUGCGGGCCCGGAGCACGAGCCGCUCCCGCCACCGCUCCUCCUUCCUGGUGGACGAGCUAGACAUGCUCAUGGACAAGGCAGCCACCACCAUCCAGGCCACGUGGCGAGGCUACCUGGUGCGGAGGCGCGUCCUUCGGGAGCACGCUGCCGCCUCGGUCAUCCAGGCCGCGUGGAGGCACUUCAUCACCCGGGAGUACGCAGCCCUGCAGCGGGAGCAGAUGCCCUCGUGGCAAGGGUAUAGGCAGGAGCAUCGGGUUGAGAGGAGGAGGAGGAGAACGACGACGACGAGGAGGAGGAGGAGGACACCCUCCCUGGCCUCCUUCAACGAGGGGAGCAGGUCCUGGGGGGCCCCGGAGAUGGACAAAGAGCAAGCUACGAUCAUCAUCCAGGCACACUACCGGGGCUACAAGACCCGGCAAGCCCUCGCAGAGUGCAGGCGGGCAGCCACGACUAUCCAGGCGCACUGGAGGGGCUACCGCACCCGGCAGGAGCUGGCGCAGAUGCCGCAACGCCCUGCCCACCGGCCUGGCCCAAGAGGGACCUACUACGGGCAGCCCAGCUACAUGCCCGGGAGCUCCUCUUGGGUGGGCCCCUACCCCAGGAAGCACUGGCGCAAGUGUCUUGUGGGAGACCCCGAGGAGUGGGCGAGCAAGGUCCCUCGGACUCAGUCAUCGCACGCGAGGGAGCACCCGGGGGGAGGCAGGAGAGAGCACCUGCAAUUCCGGGAAAGGGAGCGCCCAGAAACCCGGGAUAGGGAGCGCCCCGAAUUCAGGGAAAGAGAGCAGCCAGGAGCCAGGGAGAGAGAGCGCUCAGAGCCCAAGUCGUGCCCCCGCUGCGGGAGAUGCACCACUGUGCGUGUCCUGGUGGGAGUUGGCAAGGGCCCACCCUCCGAAUCGGACAUGGACGACAGCGAAUGCGAGGGGCACGCCCGGCCUGCGUCCGCCAGAAGGAAGAGCCCGGCUCCCAGGUCGAGAGGGUCACAGUCGCCUGCCAGGCCCGAGCCUUACAGGUCCCACGUGUCCUACCAGAUGGGCCCCAGGGCUUAUUACCCCGGGAACCAGAGCAUGGCGUCUGAAGACCAGCCGCGGAGGCAGGGCCGGGAUCCCGGAGGCCUGAGCCAGCGCUAUUCCACGGGCCACGCGUCUGCCCGUCCCACGCGGGACCGCAACACAGCGCGGAGCCUCUCCUCCACCAGCCUCAGCCAACAGGGAGCGCCCAGCGCUGGGACCUCCGAAUGGCUUUAUGAGAACUACUACACCCGCCGGAUGGGCGAGGGCCAGAAGCGGGUGUUCAAGACGCGGAAGCAGAUGUGGCAGGUGGCGCGGGCAGCGACCCUCAUCCAGGCCUUCUGGAGGGGGUGGAGGGCACGGCAGGUCUUGCGCCAACAGCAGGAAGCUGCCAUCAAGAUCCAGUCCGCCUACCGGGGCUACAGGACCAGGCUGUACCUCAUCGAGGCCGGAGUGCUGAGUGAGGGAGACACUGAGUGACACCUGGCCCUUAAGAAUACCGGGCCCAGUGGGAGCCCGAUCGGGAGGGGCGGGCAGGCUGGUGGUCGUCACUGGAUGGCUGUUACCACUGCAGCCUUCUCCUUCCUAGUACAAGCAAACGAGCUUACAUCCCAAUAAAUAAAUCCUAAUUACAAA
Messenger RNA from Podarcis raffonei (Aeolian wall lizard), 2036 nucleotides. RefSeq lists its product as uncharacterized. Gene Ontology annotation, biological process: mitotic cell cycle; spindle organization; establishment of meiotic spindle localization. Lineage: Eukaryota; Metazoa; Chordata; Lepidosauria; Squamata; Lacertidae. Gene Ontology annotation, molecular function: protein binding. Gene Ontology annotation, cellular component: spindle pole. The transcript is spliced from 3 exons. The record is from RefSeq and is a predicted model, not a curated record. The coding region runs from base 291 to 1880 and encodes 529 amino acids.